Messenger RNA from Leptopilina heterotoma, 2724 nucleotides. It is a transcript of the gene Sec3, whose product is annotated as exocyst complex component 1. Gene Ontology annotation, molecular function: phosphatidylinositol-4,5-bisphosphate binding. The record is from RefSeq and is a predicted model, not a curated record. NCBI's taxonomy places the organism in Eukaryota, Metazoa, Arthropoda, Insecta, Hymenoptera, Figitidae. Gene Ontology annotation, cellular component: plasma membrane; exocyst. The transcript has 11 exons. Gene Ontology annotation, biological process: exocytosis; Golgi to plasma membrane transport. Bases 99 to 2675 code for a protein of 858 amino acids.
UGAGCAUAACCUUAAUGUCAAAAGAAGAACAAUACUGCAUAUAAAAAAGUUGUACAUUUUGUAUUGUUAUUAUAUCUAAUUUUUAUAAAACACAAACAAUGGCAGCAAUUAGACAUAAAUUACAAAGAGAAAUUUUUACUCCUAAUGAUGAAAAAAUACUGAGCAUUUGCAGCGUUAGAAAAGAAUAUAAAAAAAAGAAAACAAGUUUUUUGUGUUUAACUACAGUGAUGGAUACUCCUGACUCUUAUUUUUUACACCUAGUGAAAAAAAGUGACAAAAAUGUUUUUAAAAAGAAACAAUCUUGGUCUUUGGCUGAUAUUAGAACAGUUGAUGGUAUUGAGGAAAAUUCCAUGGAUUUAGAAUUACAUAUUGAUAAAAUUUACAAGUGGUCUAUUAUAACUGCUCAAGAGAAGCAUAGUUUUGUCAUUAAUUUAUAUACGUGUUCCUUUAGUCUUCCACAGAGAGCGGAAUUCAAAAAUUUGCCCAAAGAAUGGCUCCUUGAUAGCUCGUGUAUAAAAGAAGGAAGUCUAGAUAAGAGUAUAAAAUUAAAUGCAGGUUUAUUAGAAUCUUCACUGUCAUUGGAAUAUCAGCCUAUUACUGAAAAGGAAGCUACAGAUCUCGAUAAAUUAAUGAAAUCUUGUGAUUAUGCAGUUUCUAAUGCUGAAUAUUUUAUGGAAACUCUUUCAAAGGAUCUUUCUGUCUUGGAUGGGGAGAACAUACAAUCCGUGCUUGCAUCUGAGCCUCAAGUGACACUUUUAAUGAAUGGAAUAGAAGCAGCAAUUUCUGAAGCGACAUUAGUUGAAGAACGUCUUUGUAUUUAUGAUGAGGCAUUGGGCAGAAUUAGAGAAGCUAUGGCAAGAGUUGGUCAAAAAAAUCAAGCUAUACACACUGCUAAUCUCAAUGCCAGAGAACUACUUGAUCAACUUGAUGUAGUAAUUACUCAACUAAAAAUUCCUGCGAACCAUCAGGUAACACUAAAUGAGGCCGAACUACCUGGAAAUCGAGAGGAUCUUCGACUUGCCGGUGUUGCUCUAUUGAAAGCAAUAUCUGCACCUUUACCGCCAGGUCUUGAAAAAUUAAGCGCCGUUGUUGAACAAAAAAGACGAUUGGAUAAAAUGAAAGCUAAAUUCUCUCAAAUAGUUGCUAGACACUUGAAUAAUCUUUUUAUUCAUUUGGGUAAUGAUAUAGGAGAAAUGCAAGUCACCGUAGAAUUAACGCUUCCAACUCAUCAAGCAAUGCACCAUGAAUUAGAACCUUAUACGGAAUUAAUGAAAUUACUCAGGGUCUUAGAUAACAAGGCUUUUAAUCAAUUAACAAAAGUCUACACCGAUACGAUGAGUAAAUUAUAUCAAAGGGAUUUUAAAUUUUUCUUCGAAGAAGCAAAGAGUCGAUUAAUCAUCAAACGAUCUCACGCAAAUACUUCAAAAUCUAAAGAACAAAAAGCAGAGGAUUUGAUAAACGCUGCUCCAAUUUCGCUUUUAAGCUGUGAUAAUUGGACACCUCAAGGCGACGGGGCUUUGCUGGAUUCUAUUUUAGAAAGUGUUUUAUCCCAAUUGCAACCAGUUUGCUUUGCAGAACAAGCAUUUUGUGUCUCUUUUCUUCAAUUACUAGGACCUUCAAAAAUUUCAGAUGUAAAUGAUAGCGACAAUUAUGGCAACGGGGCCAUGAGUCCUGGUUCAGUGGGGUCGACAACUAGUAAAAAAUUAGAACGUCAAGUCAAUGAAGAAGUUCGAGCUACAAUGGCUGUCAUUUUUCCUUCUCUUGAAAACGAAUUAAACCAUUUCAUUUCCUUCUUAGACAAAAUAGACAGCUUCUGGUGCAUGUAUGUUUUGGUUCGACUCUCGCAGCAUGUGAUGUCAGCCCAAGAUACAGGAUCGUUUCUUUCAAUGACUUUUGCUUCAGCUCUCGUUCAAGUGAAGCGGGCCUUUGACAAAUUUAUGCAAGCUCAACAACAGUCAAUUAUUCGCGAUACUAAAGUAACGCGAAAAAAUAAAUGCGGCAUAUUGCCUUAUGUGGAAAAUUUUAAUUCUUUCGCUAGAAUUGCAGAAGGUAUUUUCCGCAGUUCUGAUAGGAAAGUAGAUUUAGAAAAAUGGUACACAAAACUAAUAAGUACAAUGUUCGAGGCAAUUAUUGUACAUAGUGGCGAACAUCAUAAAACACCGCAAGAAGUUAUAAAAAUGGAAAACUUUCAUCAUAUGUAUGAUCUUCUGUCACAAUUGAAAAUUUCUGUAUUGGAUCACGAACGUAAAGAGGCGAAACAAAAAUAUCAAGAAGCUCUUAGAGCUUAUGUUGUUCAGUAUUUUGGCAGACCUCUAGAAAAGCUGAACUUUUUCUUUGAAGGAGUUCAGGCGAAAGUAAGUACGGGAAUUAAAGAAUCGGAAAUAAGUUACCAAAUGGCAUUUAGCAAACAAGAAUUGAAACGAGUAUUAAAGGAAUAUCCGGCACGUGAAGUGAAAAAAGGAUUAGAGCAUCUCUAUCGAAAAGUGGAGAAGCAUCUUUGUGAGGAGGAAAACUUACUUCAGGUCGUUUGGCGAGAAAUGCAAGGCGAAUUUAUAGCACAAUACAUUUAUAUUGAAGAAUUGAUUCAACGAUGUUACCCUGAUAGUAUGGUGACUUUAGAAUUUACAGUACAAGAUAUAUUAGACUUUUUUUCAGAAAUAGCACAGUCUCAUUGAAAUUAAUAUUAUGUACAGUAACGAACAGAAUAAAGAGCAAUGAACGAUA